UCGUAAAAUACGGCAGGGGGCAGUGUGCACGUUCAACACGCAACUCGCCAAAACACCACCGAAGAAGAAAAACGGACGCGGAGAAGUGUUUGGCGCCGAUUUUUAAGUUUUGAGUGAGCACACGCGAGGAGACGAGUUCUCCAAACACCAGUAAAGAAGUCGUUUUCCCCCAGCUUCCUGUCUAACUUUCCGGUUUGUUUUUCCUUUGCUUUGGAAGGACUCGGCUCGAAAUGUACAUAAAGUCUAUCGUUUUAGAGGGCUUUAAGUCCUACGCGGAGAGGACGGAAAUUAGCGGCUUUGACCCCCUUUUUAACGCCAUCACCGGCCUCAACGGCAGCGGAAAGUCCAACAUCCUCGACUCGAUCUGCUUCCUCCUCGGCAUUUCCAAUUUAUCACAGGUAAGAGCAUCAAAUCUCCAAGAUUUAGUAUACAAAAAUGGACUCGCCGGCAUCACUAAAGCCACAGUGUCCAUCACUUUCGACAACUCGAACAAGAAACAGAGCCCACUCGGGUUUGAGACCCACGACGAGAUCACCAUCACUAGACAGGUUGUUAUAGGCGGGCGGAAUAAGUAUCUCAUCAACGGCGUGAACGCAAACAACAUGCGUGUCCAGGAUCUCUUCUGCUCCGUCGGGCUGAACGUCAACAAUCCACAUUUUCUUAUAAUGCAGGGAAGAAUCACCAAAGUCUUGAAUAUGAAACCCCCUGAGAUUCUGGCCAUGAUCGAAGAGGCCGCCGGUACCAGGAUGUACGAGUGCAAGAAGAUCAGCGCUCAGAAAACCAUCGAGAAGAAAGAUGCCAAACUGAAAGAGAUUCAAACGAUCCUGCACGAGGAGAUCACCCCUGCCAUGGAGAAACUUAAAGAGGAGCGCGCUUCCUACCUGGAGUACCAGAAGCUGAUGCGGGAGAUCGAGCACCUGAGCCGGCUCUACGUGGCGUGGCAGUUCGUGUGCGCCGAGGAGACCAAGCUGAAGUCGGCCGAGGACCUACAACUGAUGCAGAGCUCCAUCGGCGAGCUCCAGAGCAGCAUGCAGAAGAACGCAGAGCGCAUCCGCGGGCUCGGCGAAGACAUCAAAGUGCUGGAGAAGAGCAGGGACAAGGAGGUGGCAGGCAUUCUGAAGGCUCUAGAGGAGACUCUUGCUGAGGCACAGCGAGUGGACACAAAAGCUCAGAGUGCUCUUGAUCUGAAGAAGCAAAACCUUAACGAUGAGACGAAGAAGAGGAAAGAACUUGUUAAAAACAUGGAGGAGGACAAGAAGGUGUUGUCAGCGAAAGAAGGCGAGGUGGCGAAGGCGACGGAGCGGCUGAGAGCCGUGCAGGAGGAGGGGCGGAAGGACGCAGAGGAACUGGAGGCGGCCCAACAGCACUUCAAGGCCGUGUCCGCCGGCCUCUCGGCCAACGAGGAUGGCGAGGCGGCUACGCUGGCGGGUCAGAUGAUGACCUGCAAGAACGAUGCGAGUAAAGCCGAGACGGAGGCCAAGCAGGCUCAAAUGAAGCUAAAGCACGCUCAACAAGAGCUGAAAAGCAAGCAGGCUCAGGUGAAGAACAUGGACAGCGGAUACAAGAAAGACCAGGACGCCUUCGAGGCCGUGCAGAAAUGCAGAGACGAGCUGCAGGCCGAACUCAAGAAACUCGACUACGAAGACGGCCGAGAAGAGCGUUCGAUCGAACAGAAAAGGCAGCUGACCCGUGAAGUCAACCACCUCCGUGAAAAACACGAGUCCUUCAUGGGGCAGUUCCCUAACCUGCGCUUCGAAUACGCAGAUCCCGAGAAAAACUGGGACCGCAGUCAAGUCAAGGGUCUGGUGGCGAACCUCUUCACCGUGACCGACGUGUGUAACGCUACAGCUCUGGAAGUGGUGGCAGGCGGUCGACUCUAUAACGUAGUGGUGGACACCGAGGUAACCGGCAAGAAACUUCUGGAAAAGGGUGAACUGAAACGCAGAUACACCAUCAUCCCCCUGAACAAGAUCUCCGCGCGAACCCUCGACGCCGGAGUAGUCCGCACCGCAAAAAACAUCGUGGGAAAGGAGAACGUUCACACAGCUCUGUCGCUGGUGGGUUACGAGUCGGAGUUGCGCAAGGCCAUGGAGUAUGUCUUCGGAACCACGCUGGUGUGCGAUACUCUGGACAACGCCAAGAAAGUCGCUUUCGAUAAAGGCGUCAGCACCAAAACGGUCACGCUCGGCGGAGACGUGUUCGACCCGCAGGGAACACUGACCGGAGGUGCUCGGGCCCAGACAGCCUCUGUGCUUUCUAAGCUGGCGGAGGUGAAAGACGUCCAAGACAAGUUAAGGGCCAAAGAGGCCGAGCUCGCUAGCGUGGAAAAGGAACUCGGCAGCCUGAAGGGAACCGCCGAAAAGUAUCGUCGUCUGAAGCAGCAGCUGGACCUGAAAACUGAAGAAGCGCAGAUACUGGAAACCAAACUCCAACAAAGCUCUUUCCACAAACAGCAGGAAGAGCUCGAGAACCUCCGCAAGACCAUUGAGGAAAGCCAGGAGACGCUGAAGAAGACGAAGGAGGUGCAGAAGAAGGCGGAGGAAAAGUACAAAGUCUUGGAGAACAAGAUGAAGAAUGCCGAGGCGGAGCGGGAGAAAGAGCUGAAAGCCGCGCAGCAGAAACUCAACCAGGCAAAAAGCAGAGCAGACGCCUUCAAUAAGAGACUCAAGGAGAGACAACAGGAAGCUGAUGCUGUGGCUUUGGAGCUUGAGGAGCUGAAGCGGGAGCAGGCUGGCUAUGAACAGCAGAUUCAGGCUGUGGAUGACGCAAUGAAAGCCUUACAGGAGCAGAUCAGCGCAAUGACCACUGAGGUUGCAGCCAAUAAGGACGCUGUGCGGCAAGCGCAGGAGCAGCUGACCCAGCAGAAAGAGGUGAUCCUGGCCCAGGAGCGAGAGAUCAAGGGGAAGAGUGAAGAAGCCAACCGGUUAAGAGAACACAACAACGACGCUCAGCUCAAAAUCAAAGAGCUGGAACACAACAUCAACAAGCACAAGAAGGACAGUGCAGAUGCUGCUUCCAGGGUGACCCGCAUGCUGGCUGAGAACGACUGGAUCUCGUCCGAGCGACACCUCUUCGGUCAGCCCAACUCUGCAUACGACUUCAAAGAGAACAGCCCUAAAGAAGCUGGCCAGAGACUAAAGAGACUCGAGGAGACCAAAGACAAGCUGGAGAGAAACAUCAACCGCAGAGCCAUGAACAUGCUCAGCGAGGCUGAGGAACGGUAUAACGACCUGAGAAAGAAGAAGAGGAUCGUCGAGAACGAUAAAGCAAAGAUCCUGAAGACGAUCAAAGAGUUGGACCAGAAAAAGAACGAGGCGCUCAACGUGGCGUGGCAAAAGGUGAAUAAGGAUUUCGGAUCCAUAUUCUCCACGCUGUUGCCCGGCGCAGACGCUCGUCUGGCUCCGCCCGAGGGCUGCGGUGUCCUCGAUGGCCUCGAGUUUAAGGUCGCCCUUGGAAACACGUGGAAGGAUAACUUGACAGAACUGAGUGGAGGCCAAAGGUCGCUGGUGGCCCUUUCUUUGAUUCUGGCCAUGCUGCUGUUUAAACCCGCUCCAAUCUACAUCCUGGACGAAGUGGACGCUGCUCUCGACCUCUCGCACACGCAGAACAUCGGGCAGAUGCUGCGCACACACUUCACGCACUCCCAGUUUGUGGUCGUGUCACUGAAAGACGGCAUGUUCACCAACGCCAACGUUCUGUUUAAGACCAAGUUUGUGGAAGGGAUCUCUAGAGUGACGCGCACCUCUCAGACACACGAGGGGAAAGUUCUGGGCCAGCGCGCACAUGACAAAGCCAAGACCAAGGAUAAACAUCAGCGCGAGAUUCUCGCCAGCUAAACGCGUGCAGAUCAUCUUGAUCAAUUUCGCUUCUUUAUUCUAAACGCACAUGUAUUCGUAUGGGUUUGUGUUUUUUUUUUUUUUUUUUAAACAAUUCGUAUACUCGCUCUUAGAUUAUCACUUUCGAGUUUUGACUUGAUGAGAAUGUCGUGUGGAUCUGAUUUUUAAACUUCAUUCAUUUGCCCAGUAAAAGCAUGGUAGGCAACAUCAUGUACUUCGCUAAUACUGGGAACAAGUGUGUCGUACGGGAUUGAUCUGACUUUUUUUAUUUUUAUUAUUUUGUACAGUAAUGUUUAUAUUUUCUAUCCUGCUUUCUACUUAAUCUAUACUGCCUUCAUACAAAAUAUUCUUUCUGUACCAACCACUUCCUACUCCAUGCUGUCUACUUCCACGAGACGCAUUUCAUUCCUUACCUUACUUCUCGUUCGGUUGAGCUAUUUUCAAUAAACGCGUGCAAUUGAAUUAAAAA
Molecule: messenger RNA, 4305 nt
Organism: Ictalurus punctatus (channel catfish)
Lineage: Eukaryota; Metazoa; Chordata; Actinopteri; Siluriformes; Ictaluridae
Gene: smc2
Product: structural maintenance of chromosomes 2
Exons: 24
Coding region: 231-3836 (1201 amino acids)
Biological process (GO): chromosome organization
Cellular component (GO): chromosome
Molecular function (GO): ATP hydrolysis activity; ATP binding; protein binding
Source: RefSeq, a predicted model, not a curated record